CUUUUCUCUAGUUAUGGCCACUUUCUUUGUUGUUGUGUGUAGUUAUUAGACUGGGCGACACGUUUUUGUGCCCUGUAAAGUUUAUUUUCUGAGCAGCUGCCAACAACCGGCUGUGCGGCUGAAUUAAAGUUAGCUUGAACUUCUUCAGACUGCUAACCUCUCCAGAUUGGAGGAUGCGAGCGAGUGGAGUUGCAUUUGAUUUGUUUUUUCAUUUUAUCGAAAGGAAAAUGAGGAAAGAAGGAGAUUUUUUCUCUUCAUUUUAAAAAAAAAAAACUACAAAAGGUUGUUUACAAAAGGAGACAAGGGGGAAAUGAAACUCUGCUAACACAAGAAGACGCAUACUGACAGUUACAACCACAAAUGUUGUAACGCUCCUGUUUUUUUGCUGAUCAAUAACUGUAUUAAUUGAUACAAGAUCAAGUGAAUUUUUCUGUUCGUCUUUGCGAGGAAAUCCCUGAUGCUUUCAGUCAUGGCGAACUGAGGGUGAGGUGACACUCACCCUCUCAACAUGCUGGCUCUGAGGCUGGAGCAGGGCAAGCGAGGGGGUGGUGAGGUUGAUCGCCCGCAGAAAGGGCCCACUGUGGCCUGGCAGGGCCGGGGGGCAGGGAGGCCCCCUUCCCAUGAGCAGGGCGUCAACAUCAGGGAGAAGAUCUCACAGUGGGAAGGUCGCAGUCAGCAGGGCAGCAGCCCGGAUGCCAGGGUGAAAGCACACCCUCCAACUGUAUCCCGAAGUCUGUCUGGGGAUCUCCUGAGCAAUGGAUGUUCCAACGAGGGCUCGAGAGGGGGGCUUCACGCAAAAGCCAGCAUCUCAAAAACUAAGAGCUUGGGCUUAGAUUUUCGGGAAUCCCCAGCACCAGCUGGACAUGGUGUGGUUGGUAGGAAGUCAGAACAUCUCAAGAAAUGCUCCACUGAAUUUUCAGCCACAUCCCCAGGAAAUAAACCACUUGCAGCACAAAUAUUUCUAUCUCCUAAAGUGGAGGCUAACACGGCUAACUCCACAGGUAAACAAACCUUCACCGCCAAUGGCGACCAAACAAUGGAUCGCAUCUUGGAUGUGGAAGUAGUUUCUAAACCUCUACCUCUGUCCACUGAUGACCAAGAAGACAACAUGCCCGCUGGGAACUUCUACACUUCACGGGGUUUCUGGCGUAAGCUGGAGGGAGACAGACUGCUGUGGGAGAAAGGCAGGGAGUCUUCAGGUGAAGCUCUGCCUCCUCCCAAACCUCAGCGGACAUUCCAGUAUCGCGCAGCCAACAACAACAGAAACUCGGGGCACACAGCGCGCUGGGACAGAAGAUCUCCUCAUAACAACCACUCCAAUGUGGGGAGCAGGAGGGUGGCCCACCCACCUAGCUUCCCACCUCCUCCAUGUCCAGUUGCAAAGAGCGAUGGGCUUUCAAGGCAUAAAAAGAACAGGAAGUCCUUUGAGUAUGAGGAUGCAGCUCGUCUGACAGUGACGCAAGGCACCCUGGGAGAUGAGACGAGGAACUCAGGCCUUUACCAUGCCUAUUCUGACGACAAUAUUUACGAGGACAUUGUCUGUGAAGUCACUAGAGAUAACCCCUAUGAGGAUGUCAGGCUAUCUCCCAUGUGUCUACCCAUUGCAAGGCCUCAAGUUCCAAAGCUGCCUCCUAAACCCCAAACGUUGCAAGGUUACGCUGGCAAAGUGGAGAAGAAGGGGUUCCAAGCAUCCAAAUCCACCACCCUUGCAGAAACCCCCAAACCAGCGACACCCCGGCGCACAAGCACUCAGAAAACACAGAGGAUGCCUCAGUACGUCAACAAGAUUGAGACCAUCUUUGACGACAAGCGAGGGAGGAAGAGAGUGAAGAACCAGGGAGUCUCAGUGCGAGAGGAGACCAGCGGGACAGAGAGCGACCCCGAGGACAACAGCAAAGCAGGCUCCAGGAGAUCAGUUUAUAUCCAGUCUACACUGAAACGUCGGCCAGGAUACCGCACCCUGGAGAGAGACCUGAUCCAGCUGCAGCAGCAGCAGCUUUUCCAGAUCUUCGUGGUGGUGUCGCUGAGAAAAGGCUCCCCAGGAAACACCUACUCCCCUGAAAUUACACAACAGUUCCCCAAAAUGUUUGAGAAGUCCUCCCGGCUCUCCAGAGAAGCUGAGGAUCAGCUGAAGGUCAUUCCCAAGUUCUGCUUCCCCGACUCGCAGGACUGGAAGCCGUCUGCACACAUGCCAAGUGAGACCUUCUCCUUUGUGCUGACCGGAGAAGACGGCAGCCGCUGGUUUUGUUACUGCCGUAAGAUCCUGCCCAGUGGAAAGGGGAAGAGGCUUCCUGAGGUGCACUGUAUUGUCAGCAAGCUGGGCUGUUUCAACUUGUUUGCAAAGAUUCUCGAGGAGGUGGAGAGGCGCAGAGAGAUUUCCCCGGCGCUCGUUUACCCUUUUAUGCGCAGUGUGAUGGAGGCGCCGUUUCCAGCCCCCGGACGCACAGUCACCGUCAAAAGCUUCCUCCCUGGCUCUGGGAAUGAGGUGCUCACUCUAUGUCGGCCUGUGGACUCCAGAUUAGAGCACGUGGACUUUGACAGUCUGCUGCAGUGUCUCGGUGUCGGGAAGCUCCUGCAGGUGUUCGCCUCCCUCCUGCUGGAGAGGAGAGUCAUCUUCAUCGCUGACAAACUCAGCGUGUUGUCUCGGUGUGGCCACGCAGCACUGGCGCUGCUGUACCCAUUCACCUGGCAGCACACUUUUAUUCCCGUGUUGCCGGCCAGUAUGUUGGACAUCAGCUGCUCCCCAACGCCAUUCCUCAUCGGGGUGCUGGCACCCUGCCUGCCGCAGCUGCUGGAGCUGCCCAUUGAGGAGGUGCUCAUAGUGGAUCUGUGUGCGGACAAGUUUGUCAUUCAGCUGGGUGAUGAAGACUGCAUCCUGCCCAGUAAACUGCAGGCAGCACUGCAGCAGGUCCUGGAGGAGAGGGAAGAGAUCCUGAGACAGGAGGAUGGAGACAGUUUUGGAGGCCAGCAGGCUGACCUGAGCUCCCUGCUGUCAGAGAGUUUUGUGCGGUUCUUCGUGGAGCUGGUGGGCCACUAUCCUCUCCACAUGGUCGAGUCCUCCCGCGGAAGCAGGGAGCUUCAGCGCGACAGCUUCCGCAAAUCUCACCCCUCCCGCGGAGUCCGCCAGUUCCUGCAGCUCUUCAUGGACACUCAGAUGUUCGCUGGGUUCAUUCAGGACAAAGAGCUGCGCAAGGGAGGAGGAAGAGGUCUCUUUGAAGUCAGAGUGGCCGAGUAUCUGGAUUCGUAUCCUGAGCCGGAGCCAAGUGGUGUGAACAAAUUUCUUAAAGGACUGGGAAACAGGAUGAAACUCCUACAGAUGAAAUGAAAAAAAAGAACAAGACCUUGGCUUUUAGUUGAAAGACUUUGUAAUUAAAGACAGAACACUUGUUGCUGCUGGACUGACCGAGGACGUGAAUGUGGAUCAGAGUCUUGUGUCUGGAUGUGAAUGGGAGAGUGAGGAGUUUGCAUAUGAGAGGACCGUGUAUGAAUGUUCGAGUGCGUUGCACUUCUCAUUGGAUGAAAACUGGAAACUGUUCUUAUAUUUCUUUUUUCUUACAUUGUUUUAUGAAGCCUUGACGACAAGGCAACAUUCCAGCUAAUUAACCUCAGUAAUCAACCUGAAUGUGCCUGGUUGUAACUAUUUCCAUCAUGUUUAUUUUACUUUUUUAUUCACAAUUGGAUCAAUUCUGCUGCACAAUAUGUGCAAUGUACAGUAAAUGUAACUUUAAUGUUACAUUUUAAGCUUAUAAGUACUUAGCUGAAAAUAUGUUGUGUGCUUCUAACCUGAUGCAUGUUUUUAUAUGUUUUAAUGUAAAAUUCUGUUCCUUUUUUUUAAAUUCCUCUCAGCACAAACUGUAAAGACUUUUUGUUUACUGUGUGUUGUAUGUUGUAUUUGUGUUUCAGAUUAAGUGGAGGUUUAUUAACUCUGAUCAGAACGUUUCAAAGUGUUUGGACUCCAGGUUAAACCUCAGUCAACAUGACUAUUAAGAUUUUGUGGAAAUUAUUUUCUCUUGUCCUCCUCUUUCUCCCUGUUAACUGGAGUUGUAAAUAUGUUUUUUUUACAUUUUGCACAUGUUGAGAACCAGUGUACAGUGUUUGGAAUAUUUUUGUAUUAAAAGCAUGACAUGUCCUACAUACAUUUUAAAUAAAUGGGUUCCCAAGGACAGUAUUUAAUGUGUGACUAUGCUAUUUAUAAUGCAAAACCCUCGAAAACUGGGUUGUACAGUUACCCUGCCUAAUUAUCAUGAAACUUGUG
Messenger RNA from Seriola dumerili (greater amberjack), 4255 nucleotides. RefSeq names its product DENN domain containing 2C (gene dennd2c). The transcript has 19 exons. Bases 509 to 3325 code for a protein of 938 amino acids. Lineage: Eukaryota; Metazoa; Chordata; Actinopteri; Carangiformes; Carangidae. The record is from RefSeq and is a predicted model, not a curated record.